This is a messenger RNA of Diaporthe batatas, 919 nucleotides long. RefSeq lists its product as uncharacterized. Lineage: Eukaryota; Fungi; Ascomycota; Sordariomycetes; Diaporthales; Diaporthaceae. Gene Ontology annotation, molecular function: acyltransferase activity, transferring groups other than amino-acyl groups. Bases 99 to 857 code for a protein of 252 amino acids. The record is from RefSeq and is a predicted model, not a curated record. The transcript has a single exon.
CUUGAUAUAAAUGCACCAACUCAAGUGUCGCCUCACUUUUACACAAGAGAGACAUGGUCAUCACUCACAUCUGACCCAACUGAGACGAGAAGGUUGUUAUGGCAGCCCCAAAUGAGCCCUUGUUUUCCCUGCAUCCCGUAGUCGAAGGAGACAUUCCGACACUGACCGCACUGUCCGGCCUCACCUUCGACAGCGACAGACACACGCAACUCAAAGCAGCCCAUCCGACCAAGCCGUAUGACCACGCAGCCGGAACUCCUGAUGCUAUCAUGCACUGGCUCAGCCUGCCUCAGAAAGUAGAAGUCACCAAGGCAGUCGACAACGCGACCGGUCAGAUCGUGGGCUGUGUCGGCUGGGUGUUCCGAGGUUUCGACAGAGAUCCCAGCGCGACGGGCGCGGCUGCUGAGAACGCGCCAGAACCUACCAAGCCGCCUGCCCACUCGGUGUCGUCGGACUACGCCAAGACCGGAUCAGCGGACCUCGACCCCCUGGAGCAGCUACGUGGGCUCACGGACGACCACUUCGCCCGGUUCAUGAGAAAGAUCAUGCCCCCGGGUACGCGAUGCAUGUUCAUCGCCGGCAUCCAGGUGCACCCUGAGUAUCAGGGAAGAGGCAUCGGGCGUGCCCUCGUCCGGAAGGGCACCGACCGCGCGGAUGUUGAGGGGGUGAUAUGUUGGGUACACUCAAGCGAGGCCGGGGCGGUGUUGUUCCCGAAGUGUGGCUUUAAGGUCGAUGAAUCUCUUGAGAUUGACCUGGACGAGUGGGCUGGAAGAAUGGAUAUCAGGCCACCGGCGGGUGAUGAAAGAUGGGGGCAGUACACGUUCAGGUAUUUUGUGAGGCAACCUCAUGCGUCCUGACAUAUGAGACAACAUAUGCGACUGUCAUCAACAACGUUGCUAAUUCACUCAUUGUACAACUU